Neurospora tetrasperma FGSC 2508 is the source of this 1860-nucleotide messenger RNA. RefSeq lists its product as uncharacterized. The coding region runs from base 1 to 1491 and encodes 496 amino acids. The transcript has 2 exons. NCBI's taxonomy places the organism in Eukaryota, Fungi, Ascomycota, Sordariomycetes, Sordariales, Sordariaceae. The record is from RefSeq and is a predicted model, not a curated record.
AUGUAUAUCAUCACAUCCUCCGACGCCGGCCAAGACCCCUCCACCGCCAUCCGCACCCUCUACAUCGACCGCGACCCCGUCACCUUCAAAGACAUCUCUCUGCACCUCCAGGGCUACCACGUCCGGCCCCGGGACGCCACUCACCUUGUCCGCCUCUUCGCCGAUGCCCAGUUCUACUCCCUUCCCAAGCUCAUGUCCCAGCUCUACGAGGAACCCAUCCACAUCACCAUCGGCUCCACACCCUUCCAGAUCCCGCGCGAAAUCUUCUCCCUUUCUGGACCCGGGAACACGCCCAACUUCUUUACGCUCGGGUUCGCCAUCUUUUUCAGCAAUCCCGAGGAUUUGUUUCCCGGUUUGGACAAGGAGGGUCUGAUUCGUCCGCCGUCCAUCGUCGCGCCUAAUGUACCGAAUCGCAGUGCCGAGGUCUUUCAGGAACUACUGCAUAUGUUGAGAGGGUACCCGGUGAAGAUCAGGGAUGAGAGGCAUCGGCAGGAGCUUCUGAGGGACUGCAGGUAUUUCAACUUCAAGGGCCUGGAGCAGCGGUUGAUCCCGCAUGAAAAGGGGUUCAAUCAGGUCAGGGGACGGGAGGAGAUUGUGCUGGGGUUGAGAGAUAUUAUGAAGAGCGGGAUAAGCGUGGCUAAUGAGCCGGUGGAGGGAGAUCCGUUGGCGGGGUGGGUGAAUUACGCCAGGCCGUAUGCGGACGACAAAGCGAUGGAACUCGUACUUGAAAUCGGCGAAGAAGCCACGCGGUUACACAUUGGACCUGGCGGGAAGGAUGUCAGAGCGGAGUUCUUCACGGACAUCAAGGCGAAAAUGGCCAAGUUAUUCGAGGUCAUCGCUACCAAGCUCAACUUGCCCUCCUCCACUCAGCUCUCGGGGCUAUUGAUGGCCAAAGGAGGGAUGGGUAGCGAACCGCCCACGUCAAGAGACACUCUUCUCAGCGAGGACCUCAUCCGCGUCAUCCUCGACCCCGAAGCAAGCAUAACAUUAGACGGCCAACCCUGGACAGCAGACGACUCUGAUCAAACUGCCCAUCCAUCACUACCCGCACACGAAACCGUAAACAGCACCCCCGGCACCACCUUCCCAUCUGCCUCCUCCUCCGGCGGCCCCUCAACGGCCGAAACCCCCAAUUCCAUCAACCUCAGCACCAACCCCUCUUCCUCCCAACAACCGAACCACCAACAAUCAUCACCACUCGACGAAAACCCCAACCCCCGCAAACGCCGACGCCUAGACUCCAGCCCGCCCUACGGAGUAACAACCACCGUCCCCACCUCACCACUAGGCGGCGAGCAAUGGAUCGUCAAAACCGGCCAGUGGCGGCUGCGUAUUCAAUCGGUUAACAACAACAAGAACGCGUCCAGUCCCUUGACCUCCAACCCGGCUAAGGCGUCGUCGGUGGUGGAAUGCUGUUUGGUGGCGGUCAAGCUUGAUGCGCUGAGCAGCGAGAGGAGGAGGAAUGAGAGGAGGGGGUUUUUGGGUGGUUAGGUACCUGACAUUAAGAUGAGGGUGAGGCCCUGGGGGUACUGAUGGGAUGGAAAACGGUUGAUGGGAUGGAUGAACUAGGAUCCGCCGAGACACAAUAUGGAUACCUAGUCAAUGCAAGGUUCUUGUAGCGGGUAUUCAAUGUUCAUUAGGUAGUCUUUGGGACUUUUAUUGUGGUUUCCUACUUGGUAGAGCUUCAAGCAACAACCCCCAUAUCACAAAUUCCAAAGCAGAUCUCCCAACACCAACGCCUGUAUGAUAUACCCAAGGUGCCAAAAGCGUUGAUCAAGCCCUACCACUUCCAUCGCACGUUAUUUGUCGACCGGAUACUGAAGACACACCACCUAAAACGCCAUCCAAGGCCACCCAUCC